Messenger RNA from Pipistrellus nathusii (Nathusius's pipistrelle), 2715 nucleotides. The record is from the annotation of a GenBank genome assembly. Lineage: Eukaryota; Metazoa; Chordata; Mammalia; Chiroptera; Vespertilionidae.
AUGAAACAGUUACCUGCAGCAACGGUUCGCCUCCUUUCCAGUUCCCAGGUCAUCACGUCAGUAGUCAGUGUUGUGAAAGAGCUUGUUGAAAACUCCUUGGAUGCAGGGGCCACAAGCAUAGAUGUUAAACUGGAGAAUUAUGGAUUUGAUAAAAUUGAAGUGAGAGACAAUGGUGACGGUAUCAAGGCCUCUGAUGCACCUGUAAUGGCAAUGAAGUCCUACACCUCAAAAAUAAACAGCCACGAAGAUCUUGAAAAUUUGACAACUUAUGGUUUUCGUGGUGAAGCCUUGGGAUCAAUUUGUUGUGUAGCUGAGGUUUUAAUUACAACCAGGACAGCUGCUGAUAAUUUUAGCACCCAGUAUGUGUUAGAUGGCAGUGGCCACAUAAUUUCUCAAAAACCUUCACAUCUUGGUCAAGGUACAACUGUAACUGCUUUAAGGUUGUUUAAGAACCUGCCUGUAAGAAAGCAAUUUUACUCAACUACUAAAAAAUGUAAAGAUGAAAUAAAAAAAGUUCUAGAUCUCCUCAUAAGCUAUGGAAUACUUAAACCUGACUUAAGGAUUCUUUUUAUACAUAACAAGGCAGUUGUUUGGCAGAAAACGAGAGUAUCAGAUCACAAGAUGGCCCUCAUGUCUGUCCUGGGGACUGCUGUCAUGGGCAGCAUGGAGCCCGUUCAGUACCACUGCGAGGAAGCUCAGAUUUAUCUAAGUGGAUUUCUUCCAAAGCAUGAUGCAGACCACUCUUCCACAAGUCUUUCAACCCCAGAAAGGAGUUUCAUCUUUAUAAACAGUCGACCAAUACACCAAAAAGACAUAUUAAAGCUAAUCCGACGUUAUUACAAUCUGAAGUGCCUAAAGGAAUCUACUCGUUUGUAUCCCAUUUUCUUUCUGAAAAUUGAUGUUCCUACAGCUAACGUGGAUGUAAAUUUAACACCAGAUAAAAGUCAAGUAUUAUUACAGAACAAGGAAUCUGUUUUAAUUGCUCUUGAAAACCUGUUGACAACUUGUUACGGAUCACUACCUAGUACAAAUUCUUAUGAAAAUAAUAAAACAGAUGUUUCUUCAGCUGACAUGGUUGUUAGUAAAAAAGCAGAAACAGAUGUGCUUUUUAAUAAGGCGGGAUCAUCUGGAAGUAAUUGUCCAAAUGUUGAUACUUCGAGCAUUUCUUUUCAAAAUGAUGAACCUGGAGAAAACAACGGUUUAAAUCAUGUACACGUUUGUGACCAUUAUAAUGACCAUUUUAUUAGUGAAAAUUCUAACAUUGAUAACACUGAAAAUACGUUUCUGGAGAUCCCAAUGGGUAAUUUAUCAAGUGAGGACACCCAGAAGGAAUAUACUGAAACUGGUUUUGUAGGUUCUGUUACGCACACCCAAUCAGAAAAUGGCACUGUAGGUGGGAGUGGGGAAAAUGAGAAAGAAGCAGUUCCUGUGGAGUCUUUGGAAAUUUGUGCAGAUAACUGGAGCAGGGGAAAUGCACUCAAAAAUUCCCUGGGAGAAAACAUUGAACCUGUGAAGAUUUUAGUGCCUCAAGAAAGCUCAGCAUGUCAAGUAAGGGAGAAAAAUAACCCCAGCCCUGAACAAAAGAAUCUCAGUGAAGGCUCCUGUAACAAAAAGUCAAAUGUGGUGGAUAACAAAUCAGGACAGCUUACAGCUUAUGACUUAAUUAGCAGCCGCGUAAUCAAGAAACCCAUGUCAGCAAGUGCCCUUUUUGUUCAAGAUCGUCGUGGUCAGUUUCUCACAGAAAAUUCUAAGACCAGUUUGGAGGAUGCAACAAGACAAAUUGAAGAACUGUGGGAGACACUAAGUGAAGAGGAAAAACUGAAAUAUGAAGAGAGGGCUACUAAAGACUUGGAACGAUACCAUAGGCAAAUCAAGAGAGCCAUUGAACAGGAGCCACAAACCUCACUACAAGAUGGUAGGAAAAAAAUGAAGCCCACAAGCUCAUGGAGUUUGGCACAGAAGCACAAAUUGAAAACGUCAUUAUCUAAUCAGCCAAAACUUGAUGAGCUUUUCCAGUCCCAGAUUGAAAAAAAAAAGAGUCAAACCAUUAAAACAGUUCAAAUUCACUUUUCUAUGGAAAACUUUAAAAAAAAUGUAGAGAAACAUAAGAAAUUUGAACUAGAAGAAAAGGACGAACUUUGCUUAAUCCACAAUCUCAAAUUUCCUGAUGCGUGGCUAAUUACAUCCAAAACAGAGGUAAUGUUGUUAAAUCCAUACAGAGUGGAAGAAGCCCUGCUAUUUAAAAGACUUCUUGAGAAUCAUAAACUUCCUGCAGAACCGUUGGAAAAACCAAUUAUAUUAACAGAGAGUCUUUUUAAUGGAUCUCAUUAUUUAGAGAUUUUAUAUAAAAUGACAGCAGGUGACCAAAGCUACAGUGGAUCAACUUACCUGUCCGAUCCUCGUCUUACAGCAAAUGGUUUCAAGAUAAAAUUGAUACCAGGAGUUUCCAUUGCUGAAAACUACUUAGAAAUAGAGGGAAUGGCUAACUGUCUUCCAUUCUAUGGCGUGAUGGAUUUAAAAGAAAUUCUUAAUGCUAUUGUCAACAAAAAUGCAAAAGAAGUUUAUGAAUGUAGACCUCGCAAAGUGAUAAGUUAUUUAGAGGGAGAAGCGGUGCGUCUGUCUAGACAGUUACCCAUGUACUUACCAAAGGAGGACAUCCAACACAUCAUCCACAGAAUGAAGCAGCAGUUUGGGAAUGAGAUUAAAGGAUCAUAA